AUGCGGAUCACUCGGAAUUGCAGAGUCUCGGGCAGAAAAAUAGCCCGUGAAAUCGGAGUGAAUCGAGAAAGUGUUCGGUUGAUUGCAAAAAAUGAACUUAAUCUCAAGCCCUACAAGCUCCAAAAAGUGCAUCUUCUUACGGAUGACAUUAAGCGCGUGAGACUCCAAAGAUGCCGUCAGCUAAAGCGUCGGGCCGCAGGUCAAAAAUUGGAGCGUAUUCUCUUCACGGACGAAAAGAUAUUCACCAUCCAACAGGCGCACAAUCACCAAAAUGACAGAAGCUGUUCGGCUGAAGCUCAAGGUACCUCUGCAAUAAUCGAGCGCCGUCAAUGUGAGCAGUCUUUAAUGGCUUGGGGAGGAAUAUGCGCCACCGGCAAAACACCCCUUGUUUUCAUCGAUCAAGGGGUCAAAAUCAAUCAGGAAGUGAACCGCCGGGACAUUUUGGAAACUGUUGUGCUUCCGUGGGCCCACCAGCACUUCGGUGAUACUGAGUGA
Molecule: messenger RNA, 495 nt
Organism: Drosophila eugracilis
Lineage: Eukaryota; Metazoa; Arthropoda; Insecta; Diptera; Drosophilidae
Exons: 1
Coding region: 1-495 (164 amino acids)
Molecular function (GO): nucleic acid binding
Source: RefSeq, a predicted model, not a curated record